AUGUCGAUAACGGGCUCGCUGGUGGGGUACGAGACAGGAGGUGAUUUGUCGAUGGUGUCGAAGAAGAACCGAUCGUUGCUCAACAUCACCGCCACAUCGAACGCCUCAUCGAAGCAGUGUCAAAGCCUGAACUCGAGCAUAUCGCACAGCAGCGUCGUCCUGACGGGUGGUAACACCUCAGCGACGUAUGUGGCCGGUACGGGGUCACUGCGCCGCCAAACCCAACCACCAACCGAUACCGACCCUGGCAAGUACCGGCGCCGACGGCUUCACUUGAACACGCUCUGGUCCAUCUGGUACGGUAUCCUUGUGACGCUGCUGCAGGGUUACCUGAUCGUGCAGGGUACGCACCGGUACAUCGGCUUGUCCGCGGUUAGCUGGAAGUACGAGAAACCCACGACCGAGCUGGACAUUCAGAUCGUGUUUUGUGGGCUGGUCGUGCUGUUUCUGCCGCUUCUGCUCGCGUCGGCUCUGUUCCGUGUCGGCAAUCUCGCGAACGAUGGCAUGAAGCUAGCAUCGGGCACCAAACUAUGGCACGGACCUUCAGCUUCAGCCGGCCAUGACGGUCUCGAGGAGGAAGCCUUCGAAGGAACGCUACGCUCGCUGUGGAUUCACGGUGGUCCAACGUCAGCGUUCAUACAUAUCAUUACCGCAAUCUGCCUGCUGUUGCCUCGGCUUCUACUCGAGGCAAAGGUGAUCGAAAACGCCCUUCUUCCGAGAGAAAAUGUUUGGCGCACGGAUCUCGACUUCAUGGUCACGCACAGCGAUCGAUUGGUGGUGUUGUCGUUCAUGACCUCUUCGCCUACCUACGCCAACUCAUCCACGGCCCGGCCAGCUUUGAGUGAGCUAGAGCGUAGGCUUUAUCGCAACGGUUACUUCGAGCAAAGUGACCUGGUGGAGAAGUUUUCUGACUAUGAUGACGCUCUUGGCUCGCUGGAUACGAGUGAUGAGCUUUUCCGCACGCACGAAGCACUCGAGAUGGGCACCCUGUUCAAUGGAGGAUCCUCGAUUGCCAUCUCGACGAUGGAAAACUUCAACCCACAAAGCGUCGACGACACGUCCUCGGAUCGCACGUUGCCACCGGUACGCAGUCUUAUCACGACGAGUACCACGGCCACCCCGGUCAGGUUGAAACAUCCUGGAUCUUCCGCGAGCACAAGCCUAGAACGAUUCGGUGGCUCGUCCGGCAGCCGAGAAAGCCGUCGUAGAGAACCACACCGCAACGGGCAUCAUCGGAAGUCGUCGGGAAACGGAAAGAGCCACCCGGCCAGUAAGGGAAAGACUCACCACGCCAACCAUCACGGUCAGCAUCAUCACGAACAGGCGCGGAAUCGCUACGCUGAGGAUAUCGACACCCGGUUGGAGUUAGAAGAGCAACGAGAGCUAGACUGGAGCAUGCUGAACCAACCGGAAGGUACACCAACUCUCAUCGAACCAUCAGGGCCUGCUAAAAAAGGCACUGCAUCAAAGGUGCGACCAUCCAGUUCAACUAUCGCUGCCACGGCAUCAACUGGGACGAUGAGAAGCAGCCCGCCAAGUACGCGGGCGCCCACAACUACACCAAUGACAACCACAACGACGAUGACGACGACGACAAAAAAGGCACCAUCGGCCAAGGACAGCGACAUCCACAUACUGAAGCCAGUUAACCUGCCGGAGAACAUCAUCCCAUCCACGCCGGUCACGACCAAUUCGAAGAUCAUCGAAAUCAAACCCAAAACCUCCUCUGGAUCAAGUCCUGGGAAGCCAUCCUCAACCGUGAGCCGCAAAAGUAAGCGCUCAGAACCGCGCACGCCGAUGGGGCAGGACUUUAGCAGCGAAAGUCUCGAGAGCAUCGAAAGCAUCCCGAGCGUGGAUGAGGACGAAUUCAUCAUCAAGGACGAGAACGGUAUGGAGAUCAAGCCGGCCUUCUUGAUCGGGGCGGCACCUGGCAACCUCACACUACGUCCAAUGCAGCUGUCCGGUUUUCCGGCCAUCCUGGCGCAGGUGUUUGGAUCACCGAUCGACCAGCAGUUCAGCGCUGGAUCAGCUUGGGCCACCGUACCGAGCAUCGAGUUUGUCAACCUGGCCAUUGCACUCGCCGUGUGGGCCGUUCGUUAUCCGUCCGUGUUCUGGCACACAUCAAAGUCCUUCGCCUGCUUGUUCAGCCUACAGAUGAUCGCGAACGGGGUGGACAUCCUUCUCAGCUUCGCAGGCGCUAGUGUCCUGUACAAACUGCAAACACUUGGGCAGGCGUUACCUCUGCAGGCACCAGCACUAAUCCUGAACGGCACCGUUACGAUCGCACUCACCAUCCUUGCGCUUAUCCUGACGAUCGCAUCCUCGAUGGUGCUAUACCUGUACGGGCAUGGAAAGCUGGCGGCAAAAGUGCGCGAUCGACGCAUGAUCACGGCGAAGCAGAGUGCGGAUGUGUGGGCAUAUUUUGCGCACUGUUCUUCCUUGUGCUUCGUCCUCGCGCUGGCCGUCGUCAAGGCUCCAUUGAUGCACGAUCUCAGCGCCACCUACCGAGGAAGUUUGGAUGGAGCCGUUCUAGCUGCUGCUCUCGGGUCCGUGAUACAUCUGUUCCUGUGGAUCGUCCUGUGGCUGGGACUAACGGCCAAGCGUCGCUGGCACUUCAAACUACCUCCACUCGACGGAAGCCGCCUCGGAGGAGCAUCCGGUGCAUCCACCCAACCACUGCUCCGUGGCAAUGGAAGCCUACGAUCACCCAACGCUGCGCAGGUUACUGCCCUUCAGGGAGGUCACGGCCCUGGUGGAAAUGGCGGUGGACCCGCUGGUGCCGGUUCCGGUUCCGGAGGUGAAGAAGAAACGAUUUACUGGCCUAAAAUCGCACCGAACUCGCCCAAGCUGAAAGUAACAUUCAACGAAGUAACCAGUACGUCCACCGAACACGCUCACGGUCCCCAUGAACAAGGCAGCAAGCGCCAUCCGUCCGGUGGAACCACGAUACGUAUGUCCGGUCUUACGGGGGAAGCUGACGACGGAGACUACGCUACGCUAAGAGGUCCUGCUGGUGAUCUGCUCCAUCUCGGUCCGUACGAACAUCUCGCUCCUUCCGGUUCACCUCCGCCACCUCCACCACCACCACCCCAGCUGGACGAUUGCGAUCUGCUAGAUGAAGCCAGCAAUAGUAACACGCUCGUUGGCAGUUGCAACGACCACGCUGAUGAUACCUCUGAAGAGGGUAAGCUGUUGGCUUGUGUGCGGGACGACAGCGUAACGUACGCAUCUACGCGAGAUCUGGAACCACCGAUCAGUCGCACGAUGUCACGUGAGACGUUUAUGCGAUCGCCGGAGCAACUCAGCAGCCCCCUAGCACCAGUCACCGUCACUGUUCACAAUCAUCUAGAGAAUUCGGGUCUUGGAUCAACACCCCGGUGCCUGCGUAGGGCUGAUUCUGGCAUGCCAACGGAAGCAUUGACACCCCGGUCCGAUUCCACCUCGACGGAAAGCUCCACCUCACCGCCAGAUUGCCGUGACGCACCGUCCGAAACUUCGAGCGGUGUCCACUCGGGCGAGGAACGCGACGAGGUAGUCAUACGACCCCGUUCCGGUCCCUAUAAAUCCAUCAUAAAAGCACCACCACCUGCGAUCCAGGAGGAACCAUUUGGACGUUCCACAAACAUGAAGAUGUCCAGUUUCAACAAGGAUGGUACGAGCGCGACCUUACCAUUAUCGCGUGGUGCCUCCGACAUGCACCGAUCGGACUAUCCCCAAUGCAGUACCAUGCCACUUCCGGCAGGCUAUCAUCAGCAGCAUCAACCGCAUCAUUACCACUCGCAGGCAUCCUUCACGCAAGCACCACCCGGUACUGGAGGCGCUCGACAACCGGUGCAACAGCACACAACCCUACCGAACGGGUUGCGGUACGCCACAUCCUCGAACCAGUUCCUGAAGCGGUUACCGUACAUGAAGAACGCAGAGUCACCGUACGGUCACUUGGGGCUUGGAGCUGGACACCAUACGUUCUCGAAGCUUCUGCACGACCCACUGGGUAUGCCGAACCAAGGUGGCAUGCCGGUGCAUUCGCAUUCAAGCCAUAGCACCUUCCUGCCACCGGCGACCAUACCGGAGGAUCGCGAUUCAGCCAACUACUCGAUGAUCUCCGAUCAGGACCGGGAGAUGUACAUAAACGCGGCACAGAUCAACGGAAUGCAGCUACAGCACUAG
Messenger RNA from Anopheles nili, 4170 nucleotides. RefSeq names its product protein tincar (gene tinc). NCBI's taxonomy places the organism in Eukaryota, Metazoa, Arthropoda, Insecta, Diptera, Culicidae. The coding region runs from base 1 to 4170 and encodes 1389 amino acids. The record is from RefSeq and is a predicted model, not a curated record. The transcript is spliced from 6 exons.